Messenger RNA from Penicillium expansum, 246 nucleotides. RefSeq lists its product as uncharacterized. The coding region runs from base 1 to 246 and encodes 81 amino acids. The transcript has 2 exons. NCBI's taxonomy places the organism in Eukaryota, Fungi, Ascomycota, Eurotiomycetes, Eurotiales, Aspergillaceae. The record is from RefSeq and is a predicted model, not a curated record.
AUGGAUUUUUGUUUUUGUUUUUGUCUUUUUUCUUUAUCAUUUGCAGAAUUUUACUGCCUCCUUGGGUGCGUUUAUACACUCUUGGAAAUGUAUAUAAACUUCUGCAGAAGUGGAUAUAUACUAGCAGUGAGCUUAUCAAGCAUCACUAGCACAAUACAAGAAUGUGGCCUUGCUCCUCUUUACUACAAGACUGAUACUUCUCACUCCUCUCUCCCUCUCUCCAGCAACAGAUAUUUCAAUCCAUAG